Paramecium tetraurelia is the source of this 615-nucleotide messenger RNA. RefSeq lists its product as uncharacterized. The record is from RefSeq and is a predicted model, not a curated record. The transcript has 3 exons. NCBI's taxonomy places the organism in Eukaryota, Ciliophora, Oligohymenophorea, Peniculida, Parameciidae.
AUGGAUGAUUAAGAUAAAAUUCAAGAAGAUGAAUGUAUGAAUUAAUAUUGUACAAUUGAAUCAUAAAAUGUUUAUCCUGCUAAAUUUAGUGAUUAAAUUCUAUUUUUUUGUAAAGAAUGUCUUGAAUUAUACACUGAGAAAAAGUGCUGUUAUUUCUGUGCUUAAGUUUAUAGUGAUCAAAAUGAAAAUUUUUUAGAUGGUCAAAAAUGGAUUGCAUGCGAUUAGGAAAAGUGUGACAAAUGGACCCAUUUAUCUUGUGAAGCCAAAAAUGGAAUCCAUAGUAUUGAAUGCUUAGUAGAAGAUAUGAAAUUUAAAUACAUUUGCCCGUGGUGUAGGAUUGAAGAUUAAAAACAAAGAAAUAUGAAACCUCUUCCGAGAUAAAUCAACAGAAAGGGAUUUAAAUUCUUGGAGAAAAUUCAUAAAAGAAAGAAUAGUACCUAUGAACCUCCUCUAAAUAAUAAUAAUAAUGGUCCCUCGUAUUUUGGUUCAACAUAUACAAGUAAAUCAAGUUACUUGGAUGAACUCUUGAAAAAGAAUGGAGGGUUUAGUUAGUAAAUAACAUAAGAAGAAAUGCAAUUAGAUUUAUAGAAAAUGAUUUCAUUGGUUAAAUAAUGA